AUGGAGCGAAUCGCAUUAGAAAUAAAAGUGUACUCCAAUAAACGCUGCAACAUUUCUACACACUACAAUCUAGGAAAGAUGGAGCGUUGGGUUGGCCGUGUUGCAAUUGUGACUGGUGCGAGCGCAGGUAUUGGGGCUGCCAUUGCCAAGGCAUUGGCCCAAAAUGGAAUGAGGGUCGUCGGGGUGGCUCGCAGAGAGGAGCGGAUUCAGGAGUUGGCAGACGCAUUGAAAAAGGAAAACGCCAAGGGCGAACUUUUCCCUUUCAAAGGUGACAUAACAAUUGAAGAAGACGUGAAAAGAGUUGUCCAAUGGACCAGGGACACCUUGGGCGGCGCUGACGUCCUCGUCAAUAACGCUGGUCGCGCAGUUCUAACCAAGCUGUCUGAGGUUUCGAUUGAGGACAUGAACAAAGUUUUCGGCCUCAACGUGUUUGCGCUGACUCAACUGACAGGGUGUGUAAUUCAGGAUAUGAAAAGCAGAGGUGUAGACGACGGACACAUUUUCCACAUCAAUAGCACUGCCGGACACUCGGUGUUGGAUAUUCAAGGAAUGGACAUUUACAUCACGAGCAAGCACGCGGUUACCGUGCUGACCGAAUUGCAGAGAAGAGAGCUGCGCGACUCAGGGACAAAAAUCAGAAUUACGAGCAUUAGCCCUGGUUUAGUGAGGACGGAAAUCAUGGUGGCUUCUGGACUUUGUGAGGAAAACGCGGCUAAAGUGUACAGCAUGAGUCCUUGUUUGGAAUCGGAGGACGUCGCAAACGGCUUGUUAUACGUCCUCACAACACCUCCACACGUCCAGAUUCACGAGCUCAAGAUGCAGCCGACUGGGGAUCCAUACAACUAUAAUUGAUUCAAGAUGGAUUAUUUUUCAAAGAAAAUUCGAUCAUUUGCAAUAUUAGCGAGCUUAUGUUACAUUAUUUUGCAUUAAAAACCUUCAUCAAGAUCAA
Molecule: messenger RNA, 949 nt
Organism: Cloeon dipterum
Lineage: Eukaryota; Metazoa; Arthropoda; Insecta; Ephemeroptera; Baetidae
Product: farnesol dehydrogenase-like
Exons: 6
Coding region: 1-852 (283 amino acids)
Source: RefSeq, a predicted model, not a curated record